Molecule: messenger RNA, 468 nt
Organism: Colletotrichum higginsianum IMI 349063
Lineage: Eukaryota; Fungi; Ascomycota; Sordariomycetes; Glomerellales; Glomerellaceae
Product: EC80 protein
Exons: 3
Coding region: 1-468 (155 amino acids)
Source: RefSeq, a predicted model, not a curated record
AUGAAGGGCUUCGGCAUCAUCAUUACCGUCCUCUCGCUCAUGGCCGCCCAGACUCUGGCCCGCGACUGCCCCCUCGAGUCUGACUGCUUCCAGAGGUCGUGCAAGAACAUACAACUGCUCAAGGAACCGUUUUCAGUCAUCGACAAAAAGUACUAUUUCGGCCAUUGGCAUCUUCUUGCAGAGUGCAAGGACAAUGCUGGCAUCAAGACCGUCACCCGAAUAAACCUCGCCGAAUGCAUUGGCAACUACGACGGCAACCUAUUGUGGUCCAAACUCGGCGGCUUGAAAUGCAGGGAAUGCAACCUUACGAAGACCGACCCUGUCAUCAUGCAAUGCGGGUGCGAGACCAAGAAACAGAAGCUUGUCGUCAAGGAGAUCAACCUCUCCGAGGGCAUCUGGGUUUAUGAUGGCGCCAUCGGCUGCUACGACAGGGAGUGGAAGAAGCUUCCUGGCAUCGGCAAGUAUUGA